AUGGACGUUACUUGGAAACACAAUGGUGUUGUUCUUGAAGUAGAUAAUACUGAUGUGGUCCUUUUCUACAUUCCUGAGCGAGGGCUUUGCGAACUGACAAUUUCAGAAGCCUUUGUAGAAGAUGCUGGAGUUUAUGAAAUAGAGGCACUCAAUGAAUUCGGCGUUGCGGUCUCUCAGACGGAGGUCGUUGUUCGGGCUUUAGAAGAACUUGAAGAACCUGUAACAAAGGAGAUACCAUUGAAAGAAGCUACUUUUGUGGAGGAAGAAUUGCAUCCUGAAGAGGUUCCCAUCCCCAUCAAAGAAGUUGUUGAGGAAACCUCACCAUUGGUGAAAGCAAAACCAUUUGAAACUGAACUAAAAUUAUCAACUGAAGCCAAACCGAUGCAAGAAGAAUUGGUGGAAAAGGACAAAUUGUACGAGUUCACGAUUGGAGCUAAAGGCAAAUCAAAGGGGAAAACGGAGAUCAAGGAAGAAAAAGAAGUGACUGAAGAAGAAAGGAGAGAAGGAGCACCCGGACCUGUCGAAAUGGGGAAAGAUAAGGUGGAUGGUAAGCGGAAGAAGGAAUCGCAGCCAGAGCCCACGGUAACUGCUGUUGAGAAGGAGGAGAUGAAGGAGAGUAGGACAGACUUGGAGGUGGCGGACCGUGUCGAUGGAAAGGGGGCGCUAGAGGCUACACCAUUGCGUGAAUCUGUGCCCAAAGUACCAAAAGAAUCGGAGGAAAUUGAAUUCCCAAGAAAGGAGUUUUCUGAAGACGUCCAGGCGCUCCCAGAAUCUGCAAUGGAAACCACAAGUAAUGGCUUCCGUUGUCGCUAUAAGUUUGCCUGA
Messenger RNA from Echinococcus granulosus, 825 nucleotides. RefSeq names its product subfamily M23B non-peptidaseue (M23 family). Bases 1 to 825 code for a protein of 274 amino acids. The record is from RefSeq and is a predicted model, not a curated record. Lineage: Eukaryota; Metazoa; Platyhelminthes; Cestoda; Cyclophyllidea; Taeniidae. The transcript is spliced from 4 exons.